UAUGUCAAAAGCUUCAUAGCACAGACCAAAUCAAAGCACAUCUUUUUCUCAGUUCAUUUUCCAAACCAAACACAGCCCCAUAAUCAUGGCCGGCAUCAAACUCCAUGGAAACGCUCUCUCAACGGCGGCAUCGCGAGUUUUGGCUGCCCUCUAUGAGAAAGAGGUUGAAUUCGAGCUUGUUCCGAUAGACAUGAUAGCUGGUGAACAUAAAAAGGAGUCCUUCCUUGCCCUUAAUCCAUUUGGUCAAGUUCCCGCUUUUGAAGACGGAGAUCUUCAGCUCUUUGAAUCAAGAGCAAUUACACAAUACAUUGCCCGUGAGUACGCUUCAAAGGGAACCCCGCUGAUAUUCCCAGACUCGAAGAAGAUGGCAAUUCUAUCAGUGUGGGCAGAGGUGGAGGCUCAUACGUUCGACCCACCAGCCUCAAAACUGAAAGAUGAGCUUGCUAUGAAGCCUUUCCUAGGCUUGGCCACAGACUUCGCAGUUGUGGAGGAAUUUGAAGCUAAGUUGGGUAAAAUUCUCGAUGUCUAUGAAACUCGUCUCGGCCAAUCGAAAUACUUGGGAGGUGAUUGCUUCAGCUUGGCAGAUCUUCACCACCUUCCAAUAAUACACUACUUGAUGAGAACACAAGCCAAGAAGCUGUUCGAGUGCCGCCCAAAUGUUAGUGCAUGGGUAGCUGAUAUCACAGCAAGGCCUGCUUGGAAAAAAGUCGUUGCCAUGAGAGCUUACUAAAGACUGCUGUAGAUCACUGUUGAACAGUCGCAUAUCUUCAAUGUUUACCUAUAUAUCUUGGCAUCGUAUGUUUGGCCUUUUCAUUUCCUCCAAUAAGUUGCACAAGACUCUGCUGUUUUUAUAACUCGUUGUUUUACGCCUUUGACCUUUUGUCUCUUGUCUUCAAUGCAAAAUUUGAUGCCUUCUGCA
Molecule: messenger RNA, 919 nt
Organism: Rosa chinensis
Lineage: Eukaryota; Viridiplantae; Streptophyta; Magnoliopsida; Rosales; Rosaceae
Product: glutathione S-transferase
Exons: 3
Coding region: 86-730 (214 amino acids)
Cellular component (GO): cytoplasm
Molecular function (GO): glutathione transferase activity; glutathione binding
Source: RefSeq, a predicted model, not a curated record